Molecule: messenger RNA, 3452 nt
Organism: Bacillus rossius redtenbacheri
Lineage: Eukaryota; Metazoa; Arthropoda; Insecta; Phasmatodea; Bacillidae
Gene: mus301
Product: helicase POLQ-like
Exons: 15
Coding region: 91-3273 (1060 amino acids)
Molecular function (GO): ATP binding; nucleic acid binding
Source: RefSeq, a predicted model, not a curated record
GAAAAAUGGAUGACGCGCGUUACAAUAGUAUUUGAAUUUUAAGUUGAUGACCAGAAUAAUGAGUCAUGUUAUCGAAAAAUCACAACAUAGAUGCGUGUUUCUACAUGUUCAUACUUGUUAGGCACAAUGACGGUGAAUUCUCAGUGUGUCUUGAAGCGCAUCCGGCUUCAAAGCAUGGAUGAAUGUGAUUCACGCAGCAGUAGUACGUAUCGGUCCCCAGCCGUGAAGAGACUUGGAGUGCGCUCAACUCCGAGGAGCACGAAAAGGCCCAGUUCGUGCGGCAGGCUCGCGAAGAACUCCACGCCCAGACAUGCUUCUGAAACCAAAAGUGCACAUUUCGGGAACAUCACCCCCAUCCGGUCCAGAGGCGCCGGGGGCGCUGCAGCGGUUAGGAAGCGGGUGCUCGAGCACGACUCGACGGCUUCCGUCCAGACGGAGAUGCUCAUGCUGGACGAGACGUUUCUGCAGACGGUCGACUUGGACAGAGUCGAGAACGGUCGCUCGGCGGAGACGCCGCGAGGCCAGUCUCCCGACCUGUUCGCGGACGAGGACAGCUUUUCCUUCCCCGACAACGGCGAAGCUGCGAGAGUGGCCGGUCGUCUCGGGAGAGCGAGCGAAGCGUGCCUGGGCUGUGGGAAGGACGGGUGCCACUGCGGGGCGGGAGCGAGCGGAGACGCGCGGGCUCCCGCCCCGCACGACGUGAGCGCCACCUGGACGGACGACUCCGCCUUGGAGGAGGCCAUGAAGGCCACGCUGCUGUCCUGCCAGGGGAGCGUGCCCCUGGGAGAGAAGAUCAAGAAGGCCCUGCUGGGCAAUGCGCAGAAGGCUGUCAAGCCUAAAAUCAAGACUGACCCUCCUUCGCCCACGACCCUGUCUGCGCUGGAGGUCGACGGGCCGUUCUUCGGCCUGCCUCUCAAAGUUAGACAGCUCAUCGAAGAAACCAAAGGCAUAUCUGAGCUAUACCCCUGGCAGGAGGAGUGCCUGGGGCUGGCGGCGGUGCGGGAGCGCAGGAACCUGGUGGUGUGCCUGCCGACGAGCGGGGGCAAGACGCUGGUGGCGGAGGUCCUGGUGCUGCGGGAGCUGCUGUGCCACCGUCGCAACGCGCUCCUCGUGCUGCCGUACGUGGCCAUCGUGCAGGAGAAGGUGCGGUCGCUGUCGUCGCUGGCGGUGCCGCUGGGCUUCCUGGUGGAGGAGUACGCGGCGGGGCGCGGGGGCUACCCGCCUCGCCGCCGCCGCUGGAAGAACACGGUGUACGUGGCGACCAUCGAGAAGGCGCUGGGGCUGGUGGGCAGCCUGGUCGAGCACGGCCGGCUGGACGAGCUGGGGCUGCUCGUGGUGGACGAGCUGCACCUGCUGGGCGACGCCGGCGGCAGGGGCGCCAACCUCGAGAUCCUGCUCGCCAAGCUCCUGCACUCCGCAGCGGACCUGCACAUCGUCGGGAUGAGCGCGACCAUCGGCAACCUGGACGAGGUGGCAGCCUUCCUGCGGGCGGAGACGUUCUGCCGGGACUUCCGCCCGGUCGAGCUGCGCGAGUACGUCAAGUGCGCGGACCGGAUCUUCUCCAUCGACUGGUCGGCCAAGAGCCCGGAGGAGAUGUGCACCCUGUCGCGCGUCGUGAAGCCCAAGGACGCGAACGAUCCGGACUACAUCGCGGGGCUGGUGCUGGAGGUGGCGCCCGAGGAGUCGGUGCUCGUCUUCUGUCCCACCAAGAAGAACUGCGAGAACAUUGCGCUGCUCGUCUGUCGGGCCAUGAACCGGGACAUUUUGGAGCACAAGCUGGAAGAGAAGAAGGCGUUGUACCGUGCUCUCGUCACUGAAGGGAACGGCUCAGUUUGUUCGACGCUGCAGAAGACGCUGCCGUUCGGCGUGGCCUACCACCACUCAGGUCUGGUGGCCGGGGAGCGACGCCUGCUGGAGGAGGCGUACUGCGCGGGCACGCUCUGCUGCGUCUGCUGCACGUCGACGCUGGCCGCGGGCGUGAACCUGCCCGCCGCCCGCGUCGUGCUGCGCUCGCCCUACGUCGGCACGCAGUUCCUCACCAUGUCGCGCUACAAGCAGAUGGCGGGGCGCGCCGGCCGGGCGGGCACCGGCUGCCGCGCCGGGGAGAGCAUCCUCGUCUGCGCGCCUGCCGACGUCGACAAGGUGCAGGGCCUGGUGGGCUCGCGCAUGGACCGCUGCGAGAGCGGCCUGGCGCUGGCGGACGGCCACGGCGUCAGGAGCCUCGUGCUCACGGCGGUUGCGCAGGGGCUGGCGGGCAGCCGCGCGGCUCUGCACGCCCUCGCGCGCCGCACCCUGCUGCACGUGCAGGCCGAGCGCGCCGGCCACGACGUGCCGGGGCUGGUGGACCGGGCCGUGGUCGAGCUGUUCCGCGAGGGCGCGCUCCGCAGCCCGGCCGUGGCCCCCGACCAGUCCGUGUGCGUGACGCCGCACGCCGCCGCCGACCGGACGCGCGUCGUGCUCCGCAGGGAGACCCUGCUGGCCGUCAGCAGGCUGGGCCGUGGCGCCAUCAAAGGCUGCAUGGACCUGCGGAAGGCCCGGCUGCUGUACGAGGACCUGGUGCAGGCCCAGUCCAGCCUGGUGCUGCUCACCAGCCUGCACCUGCUGUACCUGGUGACGCCCUACGAGCUGGCCGAGCAGGUGAAACCCAACCCGCACGUCUACUUCUCCGCCUACAACGAGCUGAGCGCGAAGGAGCAGCUGUGCGCCAAGGUGCUGGGCCUGAGCGAGGGCUGCAUGGUGCGCAUUGGCAACGGGCAGACACCCAAGAACGUGGCGGAGCGCGUGGUGCGCAGGUUCUACCUGACGCUGAUGCUGGCGGAGCUGUGGAGGCAGGAGAGCGUGUGGCGCGUGGCGGCCAAGUACCAGGUCUCCCGGGGCUUCGUGCAGGGCCUCAUGACCUCGGCCGCCGCCUUCGCCGCCUGCGUCAUGCGCUUCUGCGAGGAGUUGCAGGAGCUGUGGGCCUUCAAGGAGCUGCUGGUGACCUUCUCGCUGCAGCUGUCCCACUGCUGCACCCAGGAGCUGCUGCCCCUCAUGGAGCUGCCCGCCGUCAAGAAGGGUCGUGCGCAACAGUUGUACAACGCGGGUUUCAAGUCGCUGCACGACAUUGCCAACACGAGCAUCGGGGCGCUCGUGUCGUCUGUGGACCACUUGUCCAGGAAAGUGGCCGGCCAGAUCAUCGCUGCUGCCCGGCUGUUGCUGCUGGAGAAAGUAGAGAGUCUGCGCGAGGAGGCGCAGGAAGUGCUGGAAGGAAUGGCUGCAGUCAGAGUCAACUAGUACAUACCUCACAUUGUUCCGAAGGGUGCUUGUAAAGAAUCAUUCGUUAUAAUACAGUGGAGAACCACUAUUGAUACUCUAGAUACUUUUGUCAAGUGACUGUGAUAAACAUUAUUGUGUAAAAUAUGUAUAACUAUACAUGAAUUGUAGAUCAUAGUAAAUAUAAAGUUGUUAAGCCA